This is a messenger RNA of Acanthoscelides obtectus, 210 nucleotides long. NCBI's taxonomy places the organism in Eukaryota, Metazoa, Arthropoda, Insecta, Coleoptera, Chrysomelidae. The record is from the annotation of a GenBank genome assembly.
AUGCCGACCAUACCAAGUGGGAAUACCAAUGCCCCAGCCAUUAUGGUAGGAGAGAAAGGUGCAGAUUUGAUUAAAGAAGAUUGGCUGGAUGACGCGUCGAUCAUGCCGACCAUACCAAGUGGGAAUACCAAUGCCCCAGCCAUUAUGGUAGGAGAGAAAGGUGCAGAUUUGAUUAAAGAAGAUUGGCUGGAUGGUUAUAGAGGGUUUUAA